AUGUUGGCAAUACUUGUAGCAGUGGCAGUAGUGCUUCUAUUUGGGUUUAUAUGGAAUAAAACACGCAGUAGAUUGACACACAUCCCAGGUCCUAGUGGGAUACCCAUAGCAGGAAAUGCCUUGGAAAUAACGAGCUGCUUCAAAUUGAUAAGCAAACUGCAUGAAUGGAUGGAGAAAUAUGGCGAGAUCUUCAAAAUUAAUAUUUUUGGAGAUGAGAUUUUAGUCGUGAGUGGAGCACUGAUUGGAGAAAUGUUGGUUACAAAAGGUAGCGAUUUUGCUGGUCGACCCAAAAUACCUACAUGGGAAAAAGUUUUCAAAAAUGAGGUUCACUUGGUGCUAAGGGAUUAUGAUCCUAAGUUACGUUUCAUUCGUAAGCUUGUACAUAAAGGACUCCGUCAGUAUGGAGAAGGGAUGGACAAAAUUGAAGCUAUCACCGUGACAGAAAUUGGUAAAUGUUUAGACAAGAUUGAUAAAUUAGAUGGAGCAGAUUUUGACCCGUUUACAUACAUUCACCAUUCUAUCAGCCAAGUGAUGAAUACCCUGGUAACAGGAGAGGCAGUGCCUGAUGGUCAUCCAAUGCUGAACAAAGCUAUUGACUGGGACAAACUCGAUGGAGAGAUUGGUCAAGAUCCGGCAUUUUUUCUGCCUGCAAUGGAAAAAAUGUCAUUUUUAUUUGGUGAGGGAAAAAUAAAGGAUUAUACUGACGUCAUGGAGUUUUUCAUUGAACACUGGAGAAGUUACGAGGCAACGUAUGAUAAAGAGAACAUGAGAGGACUCUAUGAUGUCAUAUACAAGGCAUAUCUUGAAUCUGAGACAGAUGAAGAGGGAGUCAAGAUAUCAUACAACAAUGUAAAGUAUCUCAUGUUUGAGCUAUACGGUGCAGGUAUCAUUACUACACACAAAGCAAUCUAUGCAUUUGUUCACAUGAUGGUAACACACCCUGGGAUACAGAAAAGAAUCCAAGCUCAAAUUGAUGAUGUUAUUGGUUCCCAGCGAAACCCAACUACAGCAGACAAGCGUAAGGUUCCUCUAUUAGAGGCAACCAUACAUGAAACGCUUAGAUACAUAUCACAUGUUCCGUUCGCGCUUCCUCAUGAAACGAAAAGAGAGACAAGCUUGGGAGGAUUUGCCAUACCGAACAAGACCCAGGUUUGGCCAUUUAUAUCUGGCAACCACUACAACCCUAAAUACUUCAAAGACCCGUUGAGCUUCAACCCUGACCGUUUCUUAGAGCAUGAUGGCUCAGUAUCACAUGCUAGCUCAAGGAGAAUGUUAACACCAUUUGGAGCAGGGCCGCGCAACUGCGUUGGGGAGGUAUUUGCCAGGACGAGGCUGUUUUUAUUCACUGCGAGCCUGUUACAACGAUUCAGACUUCUUCAACCAAAUGAAGGAAAGCUUGAUGUUCUUGAUCCGAAAAGGGAGGAUUAUUUCACAAAGCUUCCUAAUAUUUGCCCAAAUUUCAAAAUCAGAGCAAUCCACAGAUGA
This is a messenger RNA of Owenia fusiformis, 1485 nucleotides long. NCBI's taxonomy places the organism in Eukaryota, Metazoa, Annelida, Polychaeta, Sabellida, Oweniidae. The record is from the annotation of a GenBank genome assembly.